UCAUAAAUAUUCGUCAAGCAGUUCUAUUGCUACGGGCAAGUCCCUGUGCCCAGCCCCGACUUCUCGAUUUCGUAGUUGAUCUAUUAGAAUUUGCAAUAGAAUAGCAUCUGACAGGUUCUCUACCCCAAGAGGAAAUAACAGAGGCUUUUAUCGACUACUUGUCAUUGUAAUUUUUCACACCCGUUUUUCACUGGAUUUCUGUCCAGUUAUUCUAUUAUCUUUUUAUCCCUACCGUUCCCUUUUGGAUUUACGAAGGGCGUAUUGGUGGUCAGACUGUACCGGGAGUUUGUUAUCCUGUUCUUCGAUAUAUUUGAGGAAUGACUGCAACUGGAAAAGGACUGCGAAUCGCUUGAAUGGAAAAAAUGGAAUACAACGAUCUUGAGAACRACUUUGAUGAGAAACUGACAUUAACAGAGAAAUGUCUCCCCUCCACACCAGAGCCUCGGCCCAUCCAGAAUGAAGACAAGGAGAUAAUCAAGGACCUACUGACACCAGAUGACUCAGACAUUUCAGACCUCUCACCAAACACAGAGUCCUGUCCCAAAACAGACCUCUCCCCAAACACAGAGAUCUGUCCCAAAACAGAGCCCACCUCAAAGACAGAGUCCUCCACCAAGACAGAUGCCAGACCUGGCACCCCUGGGUCUAGUACCAGCCCCCAGCCUAAAAAAGGAGAUGGGUUGAGCACAGAGCAACGACAGAAGCAGGCCAAGGAGCGGAGGGAGGAGAGGGCCAAAUACAUUGCGGCUAAGAAGGUCCAGUGGCUGGAGAAGGAGGAGAAGGCGAGGCGUCUGAGGGAGAGCCAGCUGGAGGAGCGCAGGAAGAGGCUGGAGGACCAGAGACUGAAGCUUGAGAAACGAAGAGCCCUCCUGGAGGAGAAACAGAGGCAGAAACUUGAAAAGAACAAGGAACGCUACGAGGCGGCCAUCAAGAAGUCAACCAAAAAGACCUGGGCUGAGAUUCGUCAGCAGAGAUGGUCCUGGGCUGGCGGCCUCAACCAGACCUCCCGCAGACAAACUCGCAGUCUGCGUCUAAGCCCGUGGGAGAGCCGCAUCGUGGAGAGGCUCAUGACUCCCACCCUGUCCUUUUUGGCCCGCAGCCGCAGUGCUGUGACCCUGCUCAACCCCAGCGACUCCCGGGACCUCCACUCUCACCACUGCUCCCGUUCAGCCUCAGCCAGCCCCCUGGACGCCUGCUCCCACCACCACCCUCACCGGAACCCCUCCGAGCGCUGGAGGGGAGGAGUGUCCGCCAGCACGCCUGACAUCACACAGCGCCAACGCCGACGGAGCUCAACGCCGUUGGAUAAGAAAAAGAAAGAGAAGAAAGACAAGGAGAGGGAGAACGAAAAAGAGAAGAAUGCUCUUUCCAAAGAGAUCGUGCUGAAGAAGAAGACCCCAACAACGACCUCGACCACCACCAGAUCCAGGCCGGCGUCAAGCAGUACCCCCAAACCGAAAAACAGACCUCCGUCGCCUGCGGCGCCCAAAAGCAGACCGUUGUCCCCCUGCCCUCCAAUGGCCCCCAAGAAACCCUCCACAGACAAGAAGACCCCCUCGGGCACCAAAACCCGCCCCAAACGAGCCCAGACACCUGCCAGGGUACAGCCCCAGCCGGUCGCCGCUGUCACCGUGGAAACAACCAGCGAGCCCCAUCAGCCAGACACUCCUGAGACAAAGAGCGCCAGUAACGUUCCUGCCAUUAUGGUGUCUUCGGCGCCGGUGACACCCCCAUCUCUGAGUGCACCAGUCACAGUGGUCACCUCCACUCCUGCCUCAACCCUUGAGCUGGCUACCCCAACUGCCCCAAUUGCCAUGGCUGCCUCAGCUUCCCCGGCUACAUCAUCUACUCCAGCUUCUAGGCACUCAGCCGGCACCAACGACCCAGAGGAAGCAGCACGAGUGCUGGCUGAGAAACGCAGACAGGCCAGAGAGCAACGGGAGAGAGAAGAGCAGGAGCGCCUUGAGCAGGAGCAGAGGUUAAGGAUUGCUCGAGAGGAGGAUGGCUCGGAGGCGGAGGAGAGGAGGCGCCAGGGAGGAGGAGGCGCACCUCAUGGCAGAGGACAGCGUCUGAGAGACGAGGCGCAGCGUCUGGAGGAGGAGGAGGUGGUGCGGGAGCGAGCCGGGCUGAAACAGAGCAGAAUGAAGCCGCAGAAACAGGUACAGUGGAGAACAAAUGGACAUGGUUCCAUUUCUUUGUCAAGCAAUUUCCUUGUUAUCAUAAUAACAGCACAUAUAGUAGGCCUAUUCAAUCAUACUAUUGAUAAUCUAUUGAUCAUGUUGUUUUCCCCUGUCUGUCUGUGUCAGAGGGAAGAGGCUGAUGUCAGAGCUCGUGAGGAGGCGGAGCGUCAGCGCUUGGAGAGAGAGAAGCACUUCCAGAAGGAGGAACAGGCGCGCCUGGAGAGAAAGAAGCGCCUUGAGGAGAUCAUGAAGAGGACACGUAAGAGUAGUGAUGCUGGAGAAAAGCCUACACUGCCGAAGGAUUCCAAUUCCCCAGCACAGGCCAAUGGCAAGGACACUACGGACAGAAGUAAAGCUCCUGAGAGCCAGCAGAGUGCAGCAGAGUCUGCCCCUGUGCUGAAUGGUGUCCAGCCAGCCAAGCACCAGAACGGUCUCUCAGCCAAUGGCGAGGCUGCUGACUUUGAGCAGAUCAUUCAGAUGCCCAAUCACAGCGGGAGCACCAAAGGUGGGCCGGGGCAACUGGGGAGUGACAUAGUCAGUGACCCAAUCCUGGAGCCCUUCCUCAUGAAAACAGGUCCAAUGAAGCCUCAGCUUGCUGCAGGUAGCUAUGCAGAAGUCCUCUGAGACACCAGGCCUUACACCACCGGUCGAUCCAAUCCAUUGGUGCCACACGACACAACAGCUUAUAAAUAAAAAGUGUGCCAAACAGAAAAACUAUGGACUGCUUUUAAAUCACUAAAAACAUAUAUCUAAUGCCGCAGAGGUUGAGGAGGAAGAAAACUCUGCGAAGAAAUACUAGUUGAAAAAUGAACAACAAAAAAAGCAAAAAAUGAUGUCUGUCUUCUUCACGGUGUGUUAUAGUGCAACAUGUGUUGAGCUUUAUUGAAAAUGUCACAUGCAGAGGUUAUGGUGCACCUUAAAAYGACUGACAGUGUAAUAUUAGGAAUUUUUGAGAAUUGUAAGACCUGGAAAUAUACAAUAUUUGACUAUGGUUGUAAUUAUUAUUAUCAUCAUCAUCAUCAUUGUUGUUAUUCUAUUGCUAUUGUUAUCUUAAGUUGAACAAAGUGUGUGUUGGUUCUUUUUGUCUUGAAUAAUUGAGUUAUUGAACUAGGGGAGGUAGCAGAGCAGUGUGUAAAUGUAUAUGAGCCUGGCUGCCUAGGCCUCCUGCCAUGGGGGAGCUGUGGGAUAAAGCUUCAUGAAAUGGA
Salvelinus sp. IW2-2015 is the source of this 3385-nucleotide messenger RNA. Lineage: Eukaryota; Metazoa; Chordata; Actinopteri; Salmoniformes; Salmonidae. The record is from RefSeq and is a predicted model, not a curated record.